Messenger RNA from Enhydra lutris kenyoni (northern sea otter), 1108 nucleotides. RefSeq names its product exosome component 3 (gene EXOSC3). NCBI's taxonomy places the organism in Eukaryota, Metazoa, Chordata, Mammalia, Carnivora, Mustelidae. Gene Ontology annotation, biological process: CUT catabolic process; U4 snRNA 3'-end processing; TRAMP-dependent tRNA surveillance pathway. The record is from RefSeq and is a predicted model, not a curated record. The coding region runs from base 41 to 871 and encodes 276 amino acids. Gene Ontology annotation, cellular component: nuclear exosome (RNase complex); cytoplasmic exosome (RNase complex). The transcript has 4 exons. Gene Ontology annotation, molecular function: RNA binding.
CGGAAGAGGAAGCGGAAAAUUGUGUUUGGUGGCUCCCGAUAUGGCUGAGGCCGGGGGUGUUACGACGGAAUCCAUUGCGGGAGACAGGGCGCGGGCGGCGCGCACCAUGCUAGAUCAGGUGGUACUCCCGGGUGAGGAACUGCUGUUGCCCGAGCAGGAGGACGCUGAAGGCCCAGGAGGUGCUGGGGAGCGACCGCUGCGCCUGAAUGCGGGGACGCGCUCCCGGGGACGCGUUGUGUGCGGCCCGGGCUUGCGGCGCAGUGGCGACCGCCUGCUGGUCACCAAGUGCGGCCGCCUCCGUCACAAGGAGCCCGGCGGCGGCAGCAGCGGCGGUGGCGUUUACUGGGUGGAUUCGCAGCAGAAACGGUAUGUCCCAGUGAAAGGAGACCAUGUGAUUGGCAUAGUGACAGCUAAAUCUGGAGAUAUAUUCAAAGUGGAUGUUGGAGGGAGUGAACCAGCAUCUUUGUCUUACUUGGCAUUUGAAGGUGCAACUAAAAGAAACAGACCCAAUGUGCAGGUUGGAGAUCUCAUCUAUGGCCAAUUUGUGGUUGCUAAUAAAGAUAUGGAACCGGAGAUGGUCUGUAUUGACAGCUGUGGACGAGCCAGUGGAAUGGGUGUGAUUGGACAGGAUGGUCUGCUUUUUAAAGUGACUUUGGGCUUAAUUAGAAAGCUCCUGGCUCCAGAUUGUGAAAUCCUACAGGAAGUGGGAAAACUCUACCCACUGGAGAUAGUAUUUGGGAUGAAUGGAAGAAUAUGGGUUAAGGCAAAAACCAUUCAGCAGACCUUAAUUUUGGCAAACAUUUUAGAAGCUUGUGAACACAUGACAGCAGAUCAAAGAAAACAGAUCUUCUCCAGAUUGGCAGAAAGUUAGAUGGAAUUUUUUAUGGGUCAGUUGACCCAAGAGACUAUGGGUUUCCUGGGGAAAAUUUUUUCAGGGAAACCUCUCCUCAUUAAAUGUUCAGAAGACAAAAUGUGAAUGUACAUAUUGUCUUAUCAAAGUCCUUAUUUUUAUAAAAAUGUUACUAGUUGCCACCCAUGUUCUUGUGGGUGAGAAAAAUCAUUAUAAAAUAAUAAUGUAUUUUUUUCUUUACAAUAAAGUUUACUAAAA